Molecule: messenger RNA, 2392 nt
Organism: Cydia splendana
Lineage: Eukaryota; Metazoa; Arthropoda; Insecta; Lepidoptera; Tortricidae
Gene: imd
Exons: 4
Coding region: 155-898 (247 amino acids)
Biological process (GO): signal transduction
Molecular function (GO): protein binding
Source: RefSeq, a predicted model, not a curated record
GAAAGUUCUUAUUUAAAUCCGACAUUUAUUGGAAUUUUGUUAUAAACAAUACAAUCUGUAGUAAUGUGUUAUUUAUGUUGAACAAUCCUCUUCAACAAGGGUGACAAACAUUACUCGCCAAAGUUUCUUUGUUUGAGAAGUCCUGAUUUUGAAAAUGAAUACUUUGAGUGCUAAAUUGAAGGAUUUUUUCCUGAAUCUGAAAACUGACGCCGUGCCGCGGCCACCGAGGAAUCGGCCAGUAGAACAGGAUACCCCUCCAGAGGAAAACAAUGAAAACUACGACCCUAAUAAUGAAGAACCUGAAGUUAUUGUCAUUGAGGAACCGGACGAUGAUUUGAAGAAAGAGAAAAAUAAGAAAUCGAAAUCCAAGAAAGACUUUUACAAAGAGGAAACUAAAGGAGGAAAACCCUAUAAACAGGAGAAAAGGAAAAGUGACUGCAUAGUAAACACACAAUCAACUGGUAAUGUGAUUAACAUAGUGAACUCCAAAGAUGUCCGUUGGGGAGAUGACUAUUAUAUGGGCUCAGCAAAACCGUCCACUAAGAAUAUGGACCCCGAAGAGGAGGAGGUUGAAAAGUGUAAUCUUAUCACUUUACUCAUGGAGUCUAAGCAAAAACCCAUACAACAUGAGUACUUGGACCAGAUAUCGGGGAAUUUGGGCAAGAACUGGUAUGGUCUGUUCAUAGCGCUAGGCUUCCUGAAGGGGAAGAUUGAGACCAUGGAGAUCAAUACAAGGGAUUAUGGGGUCACAGAGGCGCGCUACAAGUUGCUGCUGGAUUGGACGAACAAUGAUGAGGACGGCACGCUCGGAGGGUUGACCAAGAAACUCUGGGACCAUGGAGAUCGAGCGCUCGUGAAGCAACUCGCCAUAAUGUACAACAAAAAUAAGAACAAGUAACUAUUGUAGUGCUUUUAGGAUUGGUACGCUAGUGUAGUGGUUGAAUAACAUGUAUUCUGAGUAUGAGUAACUAGUAUUCAUAUACAGUAUUCAGUAUUGAUAGAGCACACUGUUUGCGGGCUUAUGUUAAAUGAGAUUACCGUGUUCUAGUAUACAUUGCUAUGAAACAAAGGUUUUUAACCGACUUCAAAAAAGGAAGAAGCUCUCAAUUCGUUGCAACGUUUUAUGAUUUUAUUGUUUUUUAAAACCCUGUUAAGGUUCCGUACCCAAUGGACGUACACGGGACCCUAUUACUAAGACUCCGCUGUCCGUCUGUCUGUCUGUCGGCUGUCUCUGAUCUCAUGAACCGUGAUAGCAAGGCAGUUGAAAUUUUCAUAGAUGAUGUAUUUCUGUUGCCGCUAUAACAACAAAUACUAAAAACAGAAUAAAAUAAAUAUUUAAGUGGGGCUCCCAUACAGCAAACAUGAUUUUUUGCCGUUUUUUGCGUAAUGGCACGGAACCCUUCGUGCACGAGUCCGACUCUCACUUGGCCGGUUUUUUAUUUGCUGUAUCUAUUUCUGAAUACUGUCACUGUAGAUACACUGAGGGCAUAUCACUGCGUAUACGCUGCCUCUAGUUUCGGCGUAGUUGGUCAUUUAUACAGCACAGAAUUUUAUUAUGCCAUGCUUUAAAGUACAAAAGACACAAAUAAAAUUAGAUCAAUGGCAUUCCAUGAACGCAUAUUUGCAGUGAUUUUACGUACACUUCCCUAAAAUAACCGACGGAUUAUGUGUUCUAUUUGCUCGUAUCCGUACAUAUCACCUUUCAAAAAGUACAUGUUGUUAUAUAUGUGAUGUAGUUAGCCUUAGAUGUUUUAAUAAUUGAAUAAGACACUUUAAACAUGUCGUUUAACCAUAUUGGCAAUGCCGCUUUGUUUUUUUUUUGUCAGAUUUACAUAUCGCCGCUAUACUUACUCAACCUCGUAUCUGCAACACUCAUUUGAUGACAAAAACACCCGUAUUCCGAAUGAAAGAAAAGCGACAUUUCCAUCAAAUGAUUGUUGCAGAUAUGAGGUUGAGUAAGUAUAGCGACGAUAUCGUGUAUAUAUUAUAUUUUUUAUUUACUUAGCUAAGCGCUUUCUGUGAUUUUUGCUACUUGAAUGUUUGAUUUUGCAUAAAUUCUAGUAUUUUAUGUAUUGUACCUUAAUAACAUCAUGAAAUCAUGAUUCUGAGAUUACGUUAUAUUUGUGUCAAAAUUGUCAGAUCAAUAUUUAAAGGUGCUAUUAAUGGUAGCAACUUAUUUUAAAAUUUCAUUUAGUGACAUUGUUAUACCUAAAUAUAGCUCUAGUCAUUAAGGGACAAAUUCUUAUUUAAUAAAAACAUAGCUUAAUACUGUUAGGUACAAAAGUUGCCCUACAUUUGGGCUGUUUAUAUGGGACCAUGGAUUAAAAAAGUUAUACCUAGAUUGUACAAAAAACAUCACAUACUUAUUACAAUUAAAUUAUAUACUUUAUUA